UCACCGUCUGCCUUUGAGUAAUCUGUGUUGUGGAUCAUGUAUCAGGUUGUGUAUGGACUGAUGACAGGACUGUCAGUUGAAGAGCAGCUGUAACACACCUGUGUCAGCAGAGGGCAGUGUUACUAACAGACCGUCUGACUGCAGCUCACGGUCUGUUCUUCUCUCAGACGUUAAUCUCUGACACAACUCUUCCAUCCAAGAGAUGACGUUCAAACCCUGUCCCACCACCGUGAGCCCACCGCCGCCCUCUUCUUCGGUGGUGGACUUGUCACUACAGAAGAUGCUCCUUCUUCUUCUUCUGAUCCUCCCAUUGCCCAACCUUGUGAUGACAUCAUCACCAUUUACUGUCGCUCGCUGGCACCAUGGCAACAGAUUCUCCGCCAAUAACAUCUGUCAACGCUCAGAGACACUGGACGGAGGACUGACGGUUCGCUGUAGUGGACUGAGACUGACACAGGUGCCUGUCGGCCUCUCUAACCUCACCAUUCGUCUGUUUCUGGAUAAAAACCUCCUCAGUUCUCUGCCGGCUGACUCCUUUUCUCAUCUGUUCCUGCUCGAUGAGCUCGACCUUUCACACAACCAGCUCUCUUCUCUUGAAGCCGGUUGUUUCUGUGGUUUGGUGUCCUCUCUUCGUUUCCUGGACCUCUCAUCCAAUCAGCUGUCUGCACUGGACCCUGCGGCGCUCGGUGGACUGCGAGCUCGCGCCAACCUGACACACAACCCCUGGCACUGUGACUGUGUGAUGCAACUGUCGGUGCCUCAGUUGGACCUGGACCCGUCCUCUCUGACUGAAGUCACCUGUCAAACCUCUGACCUCCCAAACCUUGGAGCUGUCGGGAUUCCACUGGUCUUACUGGUGGAGGACUGGGAUCUGUGUCUGUCUGUGAGGAGAACCACUGACGUGGUGAUGCUGGUUACCAUGUUCCUCUGGUUCUCCGUGGUCAUCUCUUACCUGGUCUACUAUGUCCGACAGAACCAGGGGGAAGCCCGAAGACACAUGGAGUACAUCAAAUCCCUGCAGAGCCGCCAGGUGUAGAGGACGGAGUGUCACCUGG
Messenger RNA from Toxotes jaculatrix (banded archerfish), 1055 nucleotides. RefSeq names its product leucine-rich repeat-containing protein 3-like. Gene Ontology annotation, cellular component: plasma membrane. NCBI's taxonomy places the organism in Eukaryota, Metazoa, Chordata, Actinopteri, Toxotidae. Bases 203 to 1036 code for a protein of 277 amino acids. The record is from RefSeq and is a predicted model, not a curated record. Gene Ontology annotation, molecular function: protein binding. The transcript has 5 exons.